Zootoca vivipara (common lizard) is the source of this 1878-nucleotide messenger RNA. RefSeq names its product dynactin associated protein (gene DYNAP). Lineage: Eukaryota; Metazoa; Chordata; Lepidosauria; Squamata; Lacertidae. Gene Ontology annotation, cellular component: Golgi apparatus; plasma membrane. Gene Ontology annotation, biological process: activation of protein kinase B activity. The record is from RefSeq and is a predicted model, not a curated record.
AGCUUACAUGCCACCUUCAUGAGCCAAUCUCGGCCCUACCUGGAGAAGCCAGGAAUUGAAUCUGAGGUCUUCUGCAUGCAAGCCAGUUGCUCUACUACUGAGCUACAGACUGUCUGCAUUGUGAAGUUAUAGCGUUUUAUCCAUAAGCUUGUCACAUGCUCCCAAAGGUCGCCGGUACAGCAGCUUACACAGGACAGGCCUGGAGAGGCCAUGUUCUGUUUUGCCAGUUCUAUAAAAAUGGCUACUAAUUAUUCCUCUUUGUUUCUUUGUUUAUCGGGGGAGAAAAAGAGCCGUUGGUCCCUGCUCAACAUCUUUCUGGUCUGCCUCUUGGCCUGCGCCAUCACCACUGUCUUAGGGGUGCUGGUUUUGUCUCUGGUCUAUACUGCCAACACCAGCUUCAAACCAAAAUAUGAUGCCAGCGCAGAAAAGCAUAGAGCUGCUUCCCCGGGAACUUCGAGAGUAACAUCCGCCCAGGUGGACCCCAAGUUCCAGUUUCUCCACCAGCUUGCUAAAGCCAAGAAGCACGAGUUCCUGGGCGGUACCAUUCAGUGGUCGAGAUUCCGGAAAAACGCCAAUGAGUACCAAAACAAGGAAGAGAUGGAGUUUGGAAGAAGCAUCAAUGCUCAGCGCUCCAAGAUGACGUUUGGGACUUUACGGAUUAAGAGCAAAGGACUACGUGCACCACACUGGCAUUUCAAUGCCAAUGAGCAUGGCUACCUCUUAAAGGGCACUGCAUGGAUUGGGGUUGUUGAUGCUGGUGGAGAUACCGUAACCACGUACAACGUCACAGCGGGCCAGGUCAUUUUCUUCCCUCGAAACACGGUGCAUUGGCUCAAGAAUGUCGGUACAGAAGACUGUCUGUUCUUGCUGUUCUUCACAACCCAUGACGAGCUUCAAACUCUGGAUCUGGAUGAUACGUUUUUCUUAACACCUGAAGACAUAGCAGCAAGGUCACUAAAGCCUCAAGGUGGAGUGGCCUUCAUCAGGUCUUUCCAGAAGCAAGCAGAAGACCAAGCCGUCAACCUUCCUCCAAACCUAGCAGAGCUCGUUCAGAAUCCCAACUACCAACAGUCCACAGACCCGUUUGUGUGGCGGUACUUCUUUGACCUCAAAGGGUCAACCGAGUUCCGUUUCCCCGGGGGGAUAAUCCAGUUUGCACGGUAUGUGAAAGAUGGAAAAGGCUUGAGUACGAAUGAAAGAAUUUACAGCGAGUUUCUCCAUUCAAAGGAAGACGCUCUUACUUUGGGGACACUCAGGAUCUAUAGCAAUGGUCUACGGCAGCCCCACUUUCAUUUCAAUGCCAACGAGAUGGGAUACGUCAUCAGUGGGUGUGGAAAGGUAGGCAUUAUCGUAUCUCCAUCACUCACCACUGACUUCACCAUUGGCGUUGGAGAUGUCGUGUUUUUCCCCGUUGGAACCCAACACUACAUCAAGAGCACAUGCGACGAAGAGUUGCUUUUCAUUUUGGCAUUCAGUACUGCGAACCAGCUGCAAACCCUUGACAUGGAUGACUAUUUCCACCGCACGCCAGACCAUAUACUAGCCCAGCUUUUCUUCAAAAAGCAGGACGAAUUUAAGAAGAUUCCACAUUUUAACGAGGAUCAGGCAAUUAAUCUACCGUAGCAGCUUCACUGCAGCAACGAAAAAGUCUGCAUGAAACCAUUUGUUAUUAAUAAUGUUAAUGCUGCCUUGGAAGAGUUUUUCGAGUUGUUAUCUACUUCUUCAUAAAGUAAAAGGAAUUGGGGCUUGCAUUGCGUUUUCCUAAUAAUAAUUGAUUUAUACCCUGCCUAUCCAGUUGGAUUUCCCCAGCCAAUCUAGGCGGCUUCCAACAAAAGAUUAAAAAUACAUUCAAACAUCAGUCAUUAAAAACUUCCCUAA